AUGAGAGAUGAUAAUAUAGUUAGAUUAUAUGAUAUAAUUCAUUCAGAUUCCAACAAAUUAUAUUUAGUAUUUGAAUUUUUAGAUUUAGAUUUAAAAAAGUAUAUGGAAUCAAUACCACAAGGUGUUGGAUUAGGUGCUAAUAUGAUUAAAAAAUUCAUGAAUCAAUUAAUCAAGGGUAUUAAACAUUGUCAUUCACAUCGAAUUUUACAUCGUGAUUUAAAACCACAAAAUUUAUUAAUUGAUAAAGAAGGUAACUUAAAAUUGGCUGACUUUGGUCUUGCUCGUGCUUUCGGUGUUCCAUUAAGAGCAUAUACGCAUGAAGUUGUUACAUUAUGGUACAGAGCACCAGAGAUUUUAUUAGGUGGGAAACAAUAUUCAACUGGGAUAGAUAUUUGGAGUAUUGGAACUAUAUUUGGUGAGAUGGUGAAUAGAAAACCAGUGUUUCCAGGUGAUUCAGAAAUUGAUGAAAUUUUCCGUAUAUUUAGAAUGUUGGGUACACCAAAUGAAGAAGUUUGGCCAGAUGUUUCAUAUUUGCCUGAUUUCAAAUCAUCAUUUCCAAAAUGGAAAAAGCAAAUAUUGGGUCCUUUUUUUCCAAGUUUAGAUCCAAAGGGAGUUGAUUUAUUAGAGCAAAUGUUAAUUUAUGAUCCAAGUAAAAGAAUUAGUGCAAAAAGGGCAUUGAUUCAUGACUAUUUUAAUGAUGAUGAUGAUAGUAAUAAUAAUGAUUUUGAAAAAUCUAUUAAUAUGGGUUAA
Molecule: messenger RNA, 750 nt
Organism: Insectozyma verbasci
Lineage: Eukaryota; Fungi; Ascomycota; Pichiomycetes; Serinales; Debaryomycetaceae
Source: the annotation of a GenBank genome assembly